AUGGGUGCAUCAGAUAAUCUUGAUUUCGAUCCUAACGAUUUGGAUUAUUUGUUGAAUGAAGAGGAGCAUGUCAAUCAAAGCAUGUUUGAGGAUAUUAUUCAAGCAGAAGAACAAUAUCGCCGGGAAGAAAAAGGUGAUAAUGCUUCCAGUGGGCAGAUUGUUGCGGCGUUCGACGAAGCUCAGUCCAAACUUGUAUCUCUGCUGGGUCCUAAUACCUUUGCCCACUAUUUCACCGAUUUGGCAUGGAAAUAUAGGAACGAUGUAAAGCAAUGGUUUAUAGACAAGGGCAUAAAUAUCAAAUGCGCAUUAGUUUUAGGACGUCGUUCAAGUCGUGAUCGUUUGGAACUUGUUUGUGAGAGAGGUGAAACGCAAAAAAGUCAUUGGGCACAGGACACACCGUACGUGAAGAAGACGACAAGGGAAUACAUGACUAAAUCAAAGAAGUUUGUAUGCUCAUUUAAGAUUAUAGUUAAUAGACCCAAUGAUAAGCCACAUCAAUUGGAAACGAUAAGGUCGAUGAAAGCGUGUAAACCAAAUGACAUCCCUAGGAAGAUUAAGAAUAAUUUGUCCACUUUGAGACAAAUUUACGCGGCAAGAGCAGCCACUGAUAUUAUCUACAGUGAGUUUGUUGUGCCAGUGACAAAGCCACCGCCGACUCCACGACCAAAACCGCGGUUCCUCCAGAAGUGUUAA
This is a messenger RNA of Papaver somniferum (opium poppy), 693 nucleotides long. RefSeq lists its product as uncharacterized. The coding region runs from base 1 to 693 and encodes 230 amino acids. The transcript has 3 exons. The record is from RefSeq and is a predicted model, not a curated record. NCBI's taxonomy places the organism in Eukaryota, Viridiplantae, Streptophyta, Magnoliopsida, Ranunculales, Papaveraceae.